GAAACUCAACCAUAGAAACAAACACAGCAACUUCAAAAUCAAUGGCCAAACAAUGCCUUCCUUUUCUUUUGCUAUUACAGGUUUGGUUACAACUUGCUGCCGCCCGCUCCAUUGUUAAAUUUCUUCCUGGGUUGAAGGGGCCCCUUCCCUUCCACCUUGAAACAGGGUAUGUUGGAGUGGAUGAAGCGGAGGAUGUGCAGCUCUUCUACUACUUCAUCAAGUCCCAGAGGAAUCCUAAAGACGACCCUCUCUUGCUUUGGCUAACUGGUGGCCCCGGCUGCUCUGCCUUCUGUGGUCUUGUUUUCGAAAUCGGUCCAAUAAGUUUUGAGGUAAAGGAGUACAAUGGGAGCUUACCUACAUUGGUUUUGAAUCCAUACUCAUGGACACAGGUCUCCAGCAUAAUAUUUUUAGAUUUGCCUGCCGGCACUGGAUUCUCCUAUGCAAGAACCCCUCUUGCUCUUCAGAGAAGCGACUUCAAACAAGUUUCGCAUGCUGAGCAAUUUCUUCGAAAGUGGCUAAUGGAUCACCAAGAAUUUCUUGCAAAUCCAAUUUACAUUGCUGGUGACUCCUACUCUGGCAAGAUCGUUCCAGCAAUUGUUCAAAAUAUUUCUAAUGGGAACAAUGAUGGUAUCGAACCUCUCCUAAAUGUCAAGGGAUACAUACUUGGGAACCCUAUUACUGAUCCUACUUUUGAUUUUAACUCGAGGAUUCCAUUUGCUCAUGGAAUGGGACUUAUUUCUGAUGAACUCUAUGAGUCACUGAAGAAAAGUUGUGCAGGAGAAUAUCAAACGAUAAAACCGAGCAAUGCAGAGUGUCUGAAAAAUGUAGAGGCUUUUGAUAAGUGCAUUUCAGAUAUUGAAGAUGCACAUAUUUUGGAACGCAAGUGUCCUAGUGAUGCCCCACGUCUGAUAGAGACGUUGGGCAAAAGAAGAUAUCUCCGUGAGAACCCUCGAGAACUCCUCCAUUUCAAACCUGAUCUUCCUACCAUCGGAUGCCGUGCUUACGGACAUGUUCUCGCUGCUUACUGGGCAAAUGACGAUAAUGUCCGCAAAGCACUCCAUGUGCGAGAGGGAAGUAUAGAGGAGUGGAAACGAUGCAAUUAUAAAUUACCUUAUACUUAUGAAAUUAAGAGCAGCAUCAAGUAUCAUAUAGACCUUGGGAUAAAAGGUUACCGCAGAUUAAUCUACAGUGGCGAUCAUGACAUGGAGGCACCAUUCUUGGGAACUCAAGCAUGGAUAAGAUAUUUAAACUACUCUGUUGUCGAUGACUGGCAGCCAUGGCACUAUCAAGGUCAAGUUGCAGGAUACACGAGGACUUACUCCAGUCAGUUGGCAUUUGCGACUGUGAAGGUAAGGAGAUUGGUCAACUUUCCAUUUCUACUGCCCAGAGAAUUCUUACUGCAUCUUUCUGUUUACUUCGUUCUUUGGCUAAUUUGUAGGGUGGAGGACACACUGCUCCCGCGUACAGGCCUGCAGAAUGUUUUGCCAUGUUUGGAAGGUGGAUAGUUCAAGAACAUUUGUAACGAGGCUGCGACCAAAAGCUGUGUCAUGGGAAAUGGUAACUGGCCGUUGCAUCUGCCAAACUCCAUUUCUAUGGGAAGCGCAUUUUAGUUCUGCGACCAUCAACGGAAAUUGACUUGUUCUAAAUCUUG
Molecule: messenger RNA, 1651 nt
Organism: Populus euphratica (Euphrates poplar)
Lineage: Eukaryota; Viridiplantae; Streptophyta; Magnoliopsida; Malpighiales; Salicaceae
Product: serine carboxypeptidase-like 3
Exons: 13
Coding region: 42-1505 (487 amino acids)
Biological process (GO): secondary metabolic process; proteolysis
Molecular function (GO): acyltransferase activity, transferring groups other than amino-acyl groups; serine-type carboxypeptidase activity
Source: RefSeq, a predicted model, not a curated record